AUGUUGAAUAAAGUCGUUGAAAGUAUGCUCGGAACGUCUGUAGAGCAAAAGUUUGAAGAGUUGCAAGUUGAGGAACUCAGGGCACAACGUCAAGCAGAGAUUGAUGAACAAAUGAAAAAUAAAGGUAAAGGCGCUGAAGGAAGUUCUGCAGUGACAGAGAGAUCGAUUGUUCCUUCUAUGGUUGUUGAAAAUCCUGAGCCUAUCUCUGCUAUAUCUGGUCUUUUUGAAGAAGAUAUACCACUUGACGAGCUAAUUGGUGAUAGUGAUGACGAAGAUGAUGAAGAGGAGGAUGACGAGGAAGAUGAUGAAGAUGAGAAAGUCUAUUCAGCGAGCAGUCAUGGUUCUGGUAACGAUGAUGAUGAUGCUCAGGGUGGUAUGGGUGUGAAAGUAUCUGAAGCUUCCACUAAGAAAACAGUUGAUGAUUUGAUGAACGAUUCAGUGAAUGAAGAAUCAGGGGGAGCUGAUGGAAAGGGGGAGUCGAGUGAUGCAUAA
Molecule: messenger RNA, 492 nt
Organism: Helianthus annuus (common sunflower)
Lineage: Eukaryota; Viridiplantae; Streptophyta; Magnoliopsida; Asterales; Asteraceae
Product: prothymosin alpha-B-like
Exons: 1
Coding region: 1-492 (163 amino acids)
Source: RefSeq, a predicted model, not a curated record